This is a messenger RNA of Lottia gigantea (owl limpet), 198 nucleotides long. RefSeq lists its product as hypothetical. Lineage: Eukaryota; Metazoa; Mollusca; Gastropoda; Lottiidae. The record is from RefSeq and is a predicted model, not a curated record. The transcript has a single exon. The annotation marks the transcript as partial. Gene Ontology annotation, biological process: protein ubiquitination. Gene Ontology annotation, molecular function: ubiquitin protein ligase activity.
AUGGCAACAGGUGGAAGGACGACUCUUAAUCCGAAUUUCAAUCAGUGUGUCAUUUGUCUAGAAAAUUAUAAAAAACCGAAAUUCCUAGACUGUCAUCACACAUUUUGUCAGGAAUGCAUCCGAGAUCUGGAACAGAAAUCGCCCAGGACCGUGUCCUGUCCAUUAUGUCAGAGAAAAGUUCAACUUCCAGCUGGGGGC